Bursaphelenchus okinawaensis is the source of this 1447-nucleotide messenger RNA. The record is from the annotation of a GenBank genome assembly. NCBI's taxonomy places the organism in Eukaryota, Metazoa, Nematoda, Chromadorea, Rhabditida, Aphelenchoididae.
AUGUACCGCAGAUGGUGUAGAAACGUGAUCCUAUUACUCAGUCUGACGACGCUUGUCACUGCCCGCGAACAUGACGAUGACAACAGGAAUCUGGUCAGGUAUUGUGGGAAGUUGUUGUUGAAUGUGAUGGCCAGAAUAUGUAAUCAUCGGUACAUAAUACCGCCGAAAGGUAGGUAUAAAGAGUUCUUAAAUUAGUUUUAUUAUAUUUGAAAAGAGUGUGACUUGGGAAAACGUAUUUUACAUUUCAAAUACAGUGAAAACCCUUUAGUAUGACCUUCGAUAGUAUCAUAAUCUUUUUAUAAUGUCAGCUUUCUGUCCGCCUUUUGUAAUAAAACUCUUACUAUCAAAAACUGCCUGAAUAGUGUGACAGCCAGUUUAUAAUGGCAUUUUUGGUCCAGUCCCUUGUGUGAUAAAAGAACGAUACAUUAGGGUUGGGUAGGGUAGUAUGCGGUCAUUAUCAGUGUUUUGCCCGGACCAGUCCGGAGCGUUUUUCAUCGGUCCGGUCCGGCGAUUUUCGGGUCCGGUCCGGUCCAAACUUCAAAUUUUUGGGUCCGGUCCGGUCCAAACCCAAAAUUUUUGGGUCCGGUCCGCAAAAAAAUUUUUUUUUAUUUUUAAAAAAAGCAAAGAGCGCUAAAAUUGCUUUUUCUACGUUUAAAAACACUUAAAAAUAUGUUUUCUUUGCAAUUUUUAAAGCAGUUUUAAUAAAAUAAAAAAAAAAUUUCCGGACCGGAGCUUUUUCUUCGGUCCGGGUCCGCAGGAUUUUGGGUCCGGUCCGGACCGGUCCGGCAAAACACUGUGACUUACUAUAAAUAAUCGCAAUAUUUUUACUUAACGAAAAUCUAUUACUCCUAUUUUUUAAAACGUUUAAUUAUUUUAAACUUUUUGCAAACUUUCAUUUACUUGUCAAUUACAAACGAGUCAACAAAAUUCGCGUCAAAUGCGAUGAAGAUGUUCUAAAAGUACGCGUUGCACCGGUUGAUACUUUUACAAAUUAGCCGCGACCCAAAUUAACCGUUUAAAAAAGGCCGCGGUUGCGCAAUAUAAUUUAUGGUUUGACCUUUGUGCAACAGCUAAUUACUGUGUCUAACACAAUGUCCCAUACAAAGCCUAAUAUACCUUCCCGUACAAUAGGUAAUAUAAUAACUAGAAUAAUUUUGAAUGUCAUGCCUUGUGUAUGCCUAAUAUAAGGUCUAAUAGAAUGCAUAGGCUUAACCAGGUGGCUAAUACCAAGCAUAAUAUAAUGGCCAUUACUACCCUUAUAUGAUAUAAAAAGCCAACAAAAAAAUACCUAACACCAACUCGAAUACAAUAUGUUAAUACAUAGACUAAAAAGCCCAAUUCAGAUGCGCUACAAAGACCAAAACGACGCACAGGUGGACUAGCCAGCGAAUGUUGUACUAACAAAUGCACAAUGGGGUACCUAAAGUCUUUUUGUGCUUCUAAUUAG